AUGAGGCUGGCAGUGGCUGGACGAGAAGAGAGAGAGAAGAGUGGUGUACAAAUGGAGAGGCCUAUAUCCAGUAGUGGACGGAAUCAUGACGCUGAUGAUGAUGAUGAUGAUGAAUCGUGUUCUUCUAUUUUACUCUAGAUUUGCUCGACGUACGACGACCUUAUGACACCAUUAGUGGUGUUGAAGACAAUUCCACAGAAGCAUUUUAAAAUAACAUACAUAUUACUGCUCGCAAUUCAGAAGAGAGGACAAUUAGAGACGAAAUUAUGUACAAUUGCUGAAGUUCAAAGAAGGCAAACUAGGAAUUUGUCAUCUAAUACAGGUUUUAAUCUAGGACGUAGGCAAAAUAUAGUGCCUCAAAGAGCCAAUAGACUACCACAGACGGAGCCCUACAGGGCUGAUGUUCAGCCACGGUGGAGGGGCAAGCGCAAUGAAGUGCCACGGUCACGGCCUAAAGCAGGAGAAGGAACGGUGGUUUACGAGUGUGGAGUGCUGCGUGUAGCGCACGCGCGAGGCCACUCCGCACGCCGCUGCCGCCGCGGCCGCUCACGCCACACGAAUACAUCGCAGAUCGCGAUCGCGAUACCUCGCUACUUCGUUCACCGUAUCACGCAACUAUGGCAAGUCGGUACCAAGUAUGUGCGGUGUAAGCGGUGCAAGUGCGAGGCAGGCGCGUGCAGGGCGAGUGCGGUGAGCGCGCGAUGCGCGUGCCCGCUCGUGCCCGCGUUCCCGCCGCGCGAUGAGCGCGCCCCGCUACACGCGCUGUCUGCACGCGCACGCGAUUUUUCUACUCUUGAUACGAGUUCUACCAUUCACGGUGGCACAGAUUACACAAUAACCCUUUAUCUGAAUCAAUACUGGAAGGAUGAAAGGUUGGCUUUCGGCCUUCCGGAUGAGGUAUUGACGCUCUCAGGGGACUUUGCUGAUAAGAUUUGGGUGCCCGAUACUUUUUUCGCUAAUGACAAAAAUAGUUUCCUGCACGACGUGACGGAGCGCAACAAGCUGGUGCGGCUCGGAGGAGACGGCAGCAUCACGUACGGGAUGCGGUUCACCGCGACCCUCGCCUGCAUGAUGGACCUCCACUAUUACCCCCUGGACAGCCAGAACUGCACCGUCGAGAUUGAAAGCUAUGGGUACACUGUGUCAGAUGUGGUGAUGUACUGGAAGGAGACGCCAGUCAGAGGGGUGGAGGAUGCAGAACUCCCACAAUUUACUAUACUUGGACAUGAAACGAACGAUAGAAAGGAGAAGUUGGCGACGGGCAUUUACCAGCGGCUGUCGCUCAGUUUCAAACUGCGCAGGAACAUUGGAUACUUCGUGUUCCAGACGUAUCUACCCAGUAUACUUAUUGUGAUGCUGUCCUGGGUAUCGUUUUGGAUAAACCACGAAGCUACGUCCGCUAGAGUUGCUUUAGGUAUCACAACGGUACUCACGAUGACUACAAUAAGUACGGGAGUACGCAGCAGUUUACCUCGUAUUUCCUACGUCAAAGCCAUAGACAUCUACCUAGUGAUGUGCUUCGUGUUUGUGUUCGCGGCUCUGCUCGAGUACGCUGCCGUCAACUACACGUACUGGGGCGCACGAGCGCGGAAACGAGCCAAGUUAAAGAACAGAGACCAACUAUCCACUAGCGCCAGUGUUGAAAAGGAAUUGAAAUGUUCAGGUUCACGUUCCCCAGAAGAAAUAAUUGCGCUGCGAGAGUGUGCAACGACUGCUGGUCGCGUGUCUCCUCUUCUUGGGCUACGGUCGAAACCGCUUCCAGCCGCCACCGGAGCACCCCCGUCCUUACGACUACAACGCGACCACACCCAGCUACGAUACAGAACAAGGCCCCAUUCUAGAAACUCCAGAAACGGAUCAACGGGAAAACCCAAAGUAAUGCACGCACUCCGUCGAGGCGCGACCGUCAUAAAGGCUUCUAUGCCGAAGAUAAGGGACGUGAAUGUCAUAGACACGUACUCACGAGUCGUGUUCCCGAUCAAGCCCGAUGGAGUAAGAGUUGGAGACCCGAGCGUACGGCGCGUAGCGUUCCUCGCGCGCCUCAAAGAGCCAAUAGACCACCACAGACUGGGCCCUAUAGAGCUGAUGUUCAGCCAGGAUUGCGGGUUCCUUCUCCUGCUCUGGGCCGAGGUCGCGGUGCCUCAUUGCGCUUACCCCGCUACCCCGGCUGAACAUCAGCUAUACAGGGCCCCGUCUUUGGUGGUCUAUUGGCUCUUUGAGGCGCGCGCGGAACGCUACGCACCGUACGCUCUGGUCUGGUUCUGUUCGGGCGGCGAGCUACCCUUACUCGCCGUCCGCAGACCUGCGCUUACGGUGGCCGGAGAUCAUUUCUCGAUCCCCGACGCCAGGAAUGUCGUCUGUCAUCAAAAAUUUUUAUAA
Messenger RNA from Spodoptera exigua (beet armyworm), 2379 nucleotides. The record is from the annotation of a GenBank genome assembly. Lineage: Eukaryota; Metazoa; Arthropoda; Insecta; Lepidoptera; Noctuidae.